AUGCCAGCAGCAGGGCGGAAGGGCGGACCUCUCAACCAAUCAGAGCUCAAGGAUGACACAAAGCAAGCCCGGGAGGAGAGACAGUUCAUGCAGCAUGCACUGGCAUCGCCGCCAUUCUCCCUGUACCGGGUGUGGUGGUCCCUCGCCCCCACCAAGUAUGCCGGCACAGCCGUGCUGCUCAAACGCGCCCUGCUUCCUCACCUCCUCUCCGCCUCCUUCUCCCUUGACGUGGGAGCAGCAGAGCAGGGAAAGCAGCGCAGGCAGCAGCACGAGGCAGACGGGAGGGCGAUUAUUCUGGAGUUUCCAUCCAUCCGUCUCGUCAACACCUACGUGCCAAAUAACGGGUUCUCCAAAGACUCUCCCAGUUUUUCCCGCCGUGCCGAGUGGGACGAUCGCAUCUGUCGGUUUCUCACCAGCGAUGCCGUGCAAUCCAAGCCGUUGAUCUGGCUGGGCGAUCUCAACGUGAGUCCCACAGACGAUGACAUCAGCGACCCGGAGUUCUUCCGUACGGCGACCAAUGGCGAGCCGGCUGUUGAUCUUGGGGAUCGGGGCCAGCCGGGGUUCUCUCUCAACGAACGGAUGAGAUUCGCUGAGACUCUAAAAAGAACCGGUUUGACAGACGUGUAUCGCCGUAUGCAUCCCAGAAAGGACAUGCAGGCAGGCUUCACGUGGAGUGGCAACCCCGUGGGGAGAUACCGAGGCAAGCGCAUGCGGGUUGACUACUUCUGUGUGUCUAACGACCUUCUACCACGGGUGGCGGCAUGUGACAUACACGGGCAAGGAUUCGAGGGCGAGGGGUUUCUUGGAAGGGUUUUAUUAACUUCCGCCCGAAGAGGUGACCACUGUGUUGAUCUCAAACCCGCAUCCUCCGUAUCCCGCGCGUCCGCGUUCCCACACUCCCUAUCCUCCCCCCCCCUUCCCCCCCCUUUCCCCUCUCCCCGGGUUGUGCAGGUGAACGUGGGGCUGAUCAAGGUGUUCAACGGGUUCGGCCCCAAGGGCCCGGACCUGGCGUACUGGGGGUACACGGGGUGCCUCAACAACCGGUCGUGGAUCAGAUACGCCGAAGAAACGCAGUACGCUAAGCCCUGGAUGACCAACGCCUGGCUCGCCUUUGUCGACGGCCCUGACAGGCCGAUGAUAGAGAAGUCGCUGGGGUGCGAGUUUCAGAGCCUAAACAGCUUAGAGGCGAGAGUGAGCGCGCGCAAGGACUGCUACGUGGUGAACCUGUUCCAGUUCAGCCCCUUCUACAACUGGCCGCAGUGCACCGACUACUCGGAUCGCUUCGGCGAGGGCUGCAGCAACCUCAACACCAAGUGGAAGAGCCGCGGCAGUCCCCCGUACCGGUUCCGAAACGGCCACAUCGGAUUCAGUUUUGGGAUUCCAGUGCUGCGUCACCCAAUAAACGAUAACGCCACGUCAGAGGAGGUUCUGGCAGCGCUGGCGGGUUUUCUCGCGCCUGGCAUCAACGUCGAGGCGCUCAUAAAGCACACACUCUACUCUGUACUCGAUACCGGCAACGCCUCCGCCAUCUCCUUCACCAUGUACGAUGUCACCAAUGUAUCCAACCCGCUCAUGGUGUUCAGCGAUGGCGACACACAGCCCACCACGGGCACCAACCCCAUCUUCCCCAUGGUGCUACCCGCGCCCAUCCCCCCGGGCGACAAGGUUGUGGAGCCCUUCCCAGACGACUUCAUCGGCCGCCGCUACGAGGGCCAAUGCCGCUACCGCCACCCGCCCCCGGUCUGGGGAACCCUGCUCGCGCCGAUGCUGCUAGGCCUGCUGGUGCUGCUGGUGGCCGUGCUUCUGACGUUUAUAAUAGUGUCUCUCGCGAGGAAGAAGGCGAAGAUUCGGCAGCAGAUGGCGGAGGUGGAGGAGUAUACUCUCGCGCUGGAGCAGGCUGAGAGGUCUAAGAGUGAAUUCGUUGCGAACCUGUCGCAUGAGCUGAGGACGCCUAUAACGGGGAUGCUGGGGAUGAUGGACUGGCUGCUGGAGUCGAGUCUGUCGGAGUGGCAGCACCAGGACCUGCUGGACGCCAAGACAUGUGCCGUGGAGGCUAUAGGACUGCUCAACAGCGUUUUGGAUCUGGCCAAGCUGCAGGCGAACCGGUUGAUGCUGGAGGCCUUCCCAUUCAGUCCGCACCAGUGUGCCGAUCUGGCAGUGCGCGCCCUCAUGCCCGACGCGCACAAGAAGAAGCUCCAGUUCAUGGUGCGGAUGCAUGCCAGUGUGCCCGACGUUCUCAUAGGCGAUCCCACUCGAGUGGGACAAGUCAUGCGCGAGCUUAUCA
This is a messenger RNA of Closterium sp. Yama58-4, 2284 nucleotides long. The record is from the annotation of a GenBank genome assembly. Lineage: Eukaryota; Viridiplantae; Streptophyta; Zygnematophyceae; Desmidiales; Closteriaceae.